Molecule: messenger RNA, 1075 nt
Organism: Staurois parvus
Lineage: Eukaryota; Metazoa; Chordata; Amphibia; Anura; Ranidae
Source: the annotation of a GenBank genome assembly
AUGUGUUUAGCAUCCAGCAGGAAAGAUGAGGUUGAAAUGGAAGCUUCUGAUAGAGCGCCUCUUCCUUCCAUCAUACACAGCAAACCAGAACCAGCGCCUCAGAAAAGUUGUACCACCAAACUCUACCUGAUCACUGCCGUGCUGGCCUGGUUAGUGACCGGUACAACCAUCUCGAGCCUAAACAAAUGGAUCUUCGCAGUUUACAACUUCCGGUAUCCUUUGUUGCUGUCCUCCCUUCACAUGCUAACUGCCAUCCUGUUAGACUAUCCCAUCCUCAGGUUUGGAUUGGUACCUGUAAACACUGAUGAAGAGCAGACGCUGAAUACAAGCGCACGGUUUAAAGUGUUCCUCUUGAGUGUGACCUUCUGCUCCAGCAUUGCCUUCGGGAAUCUUGGACUGAGCUGUGUUCAGCUUUCUUUUGCACAGAUGAUCUACACCACAACUCCUAUUUUUACCCUGGCUCUUUCUAAACUGUUCCUGGGCACCAAACAUCAUGCCCUUAAGUACACUGCCAUGAUACCCAUUUGCCUGGGAGCUUGCUUUAGUAUUAUCGGAGAGGUGCAGUUUAAUCAGACAGGAUGCAUUUACCUUUUUGCCUCCACUUUUCUCAGGGGACUGAAAUCUAUUCAGCAGAGUUUACUUCUUAAAGAGGAGAACAUUCAUUCUGUUACACUGCUGUACCUGAUGUCCAUACCCAGUUUCUGCAUCUUACUAGUUUCUGCAGUGUUACUAGAGAGAGGGGUGGCGUGGGAGAGGCCACCAGACAGUGACAGUAAACUUUGGCUUUUCAUCCUCCUUAGCUGCUUGGGAUCUGUUUUGUACAAUUUGGCAAGCUUCUGUGUCAUCACACUGACCUCAGCGGUCCACCAUACAUGUCCUUGGCAACCUCAAUGUGGUGGGAAACCUUGUCUUAUCCAGAGUGCUCUUUGGAAGCCACCUUACGGUACUCAGCUAUAUCGGCAUUGGUCUCACCUUGGUAGGGAUGGGCUUGUAUCAUAACUGUGACUCUAUUGUUAGAUAUAUUAGCUCCAGGAGAUCUGUGCAUGUUACAGAAAAACACACAAAGUCUGAGUAA